This is a messenger RNA of Harpia harpyja (harpy eagle), 1312 nucleotides long. RefSeq names its product E3 ubiquitin-protein ligase RBBP6-like. NCBI's taxonomy places the organism in Eukaryota, Metazoa, Chordata, Aves, Accipitriformes, Accipitridae. Gene Ontology annotation, cellular component: nucleus. The transcript is spliced from 9 exons. Gene Ontology annotation, biological process: protein ubiquitination; ubiquitin-dependent protein catabolic process; mRNA processing. The record is from RefSeq and is a predicted model, not a curated record. Gene Ontology annotation, molecular function: zinc ion binding; ubiquitin protein ligase activity; nucleic acid binding. Bases 65 to 1312 code for a protein of 415 amino acids.
GCCUGUUAAACAGACUGCCAAUCUGGCUGAAGCCAGUGCUUCUGAAGAGGAUAAAAUAAAAGCUAUGAUGAUCCAGUCCUGCCAUGAAUAUGAUCCAAUCAAUUACAUGAAGAAACCCUUGGGUCCACCUCCAUCAUCAUAUACUUGCCAUCGUUGCAGAAAACCUGGCCACUAUAUAAAGAACUGCCCAACAAAUGGGGACGAAAGUUUUGGGUCUGUUCCCAGAAUGAAAAAGAGCACAGGAAUUCCAAGGAGUUUCUUGGUGGAGGUGAAAGAUCCCAAUACGAAGGGUGUUAUGCUGACAAAAACUGGAAAAUACGCAAUACCGUGUCUUAAUGUGGAAGCUUAUACUAGAAGAAAGAAGGAAAAGCCUCCCUUUUUACCAGAGGAGCCAUCCUCUUCCUCCUCAGAUGAUCCUAUUCCAGAUGAGAUUUUAUGUCUCAUUUGUAAGGAGAUAAUGACUGAUGCAGCUAUUAUUCCCUGCUGUGGAAACAGUUAUUGUGAUGAAUGUAUUAGAACAGCCUUACUGGAAUCUGAGGAACAUAGAUGCCCAAAGUGUCAUCAGACAGGUGUUUCGCCUGAUGCUUUAGUGGCCAACAAGUGCCUGCGCCGGGCUGUGAGCAACUUCAAAAAUAGAGCUGGUUACAGAAAAAGGCACCGUCAGCAGAUUUGGCACCAACAGCAGCAGCAGCUGCCACUGCCGCCACCACCACUCGUGAUUCUUACACCUCCUGCUGCUCUGGUGACUGCUGCUGAACCUUCUACAUAUUUGUCUCUGUCAAUCAGCAGUUUGUUGGAAGAGAAGGGCUGUCAGAUUCCUGUACUAAGACAACCAGCAUUACCAAGUCAUCUGGGCCCCCAAGGACAAUCAACACUUACCACUGGUCAUCCAGCGAGAGCCAGUACAAUUUGCUCAGCAGGUGGCAGACCAGGCUGGGAACUAGGUCCAAAUCGAGGACGCCUGCCCAGUGAAUGUACCCAAAGGACUCAGGCCCCAGCACUACCAGAACCAACACCAGUCUUUGUGCCUGUGCCUCCAGCUCCCUCGUAUCCUCCAGCACGCCAUGCACUUCCUCUUCCACUGGGGGUACCACCACCACCGUUUCCUCCUCAGUUUCCACGUGGUCAGCCUCCAUCUGCUGGGUGCACUGUCCCCCCUCCAGGAUAUCCCCCAGCUCCUGCAAACACGUCAUCAGCUUGUGUUCCAAGAGCAGUACCCAUGUCUCAUUCAAUUACCAUCCCAAGGACACAAGCAUCUCCUUUCUCUAGGGAGGAGUUUUACAGAGAACAACGGAGUCUUAAGGAGGAGUAA